UUCGAGCCUAAUUGCCUCUUUAAAAUGGAUGAGUUUGGCUUCUUUCUUACAUGGAAGAGUGAAGGAAAGGAAGGUCAGGUUUUGGAAUGCUCCCUGAUCAACAGCAUACGGUGCGGGGCAGUGCCCAAGGAUCCAAAAAUCCUGUCUGCGCUGGAGUCCGCCGGGAAAGCCGAAAGCGAUCUGGAAGGGCGGAUAGUGUGCGUCUCUGCUGCGGGACGGACCUGGUGAACAUCAACUUCACUUACAUGGUAGCAGAGAGCGUGGACGUAGCAAAGCAAUGGGUAGAAGGGCUCAGAUCUAUCACGCAUAACUUUAGAGCCAACAACGUCAGUCCAAUGACAUGUCUCAAAAAACACUGGAUGAAACUUAUGUUCCUCACCAACAUCAAUGGGAAAAUCCCCGUCCGAAGUAUCACACGAACAUUUGCAUCUGGAAGGACGGAAAAGGUCAUCUUUCAAGCGCUCAAAGACAUCGGUUUUCCGAGUGGAAAGAAUGACGACAUCGAGCCCUCGACAUUUACAUUCGAUAAAUUUUAUGAGCUUACACAGAAGAUUUGUCCUCGAACGGACAUAGAAGAGCUGUUUAAAACAAUCAACGGAGAAAAAUCGGAUUGUUUAACGGUAGACCAAUUAGUGAGCUUUCUGAAUCAACAUCAAAGAGAUCCUCGUCUGAAUGAAAUCUUGUUCCCAUUCUUCGAUGCAAAGAGAGCAAUGCAGAUCAUAGAGACGUAUGAGCCUGAUGAAGAGCUGAGGCAAAAAGGUCAAAUAUCAAGCGAUGGGUUCUGCCGAUAUUUGAUGUCUGAUGAGAAUGCCCCAGUCUUUCUCGAUCGAUUGGAACUCUACCAGGAAAUGGAGCAUUCGCUUGCACACUAUUUUAUAAGCUCCUCCCACAAUACAUACCUUACCGGCAGACAGUUUGGUGGGAAAUCAUCCGUAGAAAUGUACAGACAGGUCCUUCUAGCUGGAUGCAGGUGUGUUGAGUUGGAUUGCUGGGACGGAAAAGGUGAAGACCAGGAGCCCAUAAUUACUCAUGGGAAGGCCAUGUGCACCGAUAUCCUCUUUAAGGAUGUAAUAAUAGCCAUCAAGGAGUAUGCAUUUGUCACCUCGGAGUAUCCUGUCAUCCUUUCAUUUGAGAACCAUUGCAGUAAAUAUCAACAGUACAAGAUGUCCAAAUACUGCGAGGAAAUUUUUGGGGAUCUCCUACUAAAGCAGCCCAUCGAGACACACCCGCUGGAGUGUGGAAGAUCUUUACCAUCCCCCAACGACCUAAAGAGAAAGAUCCUCAUUAAAAACAAGCGCUUAAAAUCUGAAGCCGAGAAAAAGCAGCUUGAAGCCUUGAAGAAAAUGAUGGAGUCUGGGGACACCGUGGCACCAGCCAGCAUCCUGGAAGAUGACAUCGAGGAAGAGACAGAAAAUGCUGAUCAAGAGGAAGAAGCCCAUCCCGAGUAUAAGUUUGGAAGUGAACUUUCAGCAGAGGACCUCAGCCAAAAAGAAGCUGCAGCUAACAGUGCAAAAAAGGCUGUGGAAGACUCUGAACCAGAAAACAAUAAUAAAAAGGGUCAAGCAACCGUGGAUGAUGAACAAGCAUGGAUGGCCAGUUAUAAAUAUGUAGGAGCCACAACCAAUAUACAUCCGUUUCUGUCAGCGAUGAUCAACUACGCCCAGCCAGUAAAGUUCCAGAGCUUUAAAGUGGCAGAAGAGAAGAACAUCCAUUACAACAUGUCUUCUUUUAAUGAAUCGGUUGGAUUGGGGUAUUUGAAGACACAUGCCAUUGAGUUUGUAAACUACAACAAGCGUCAGAUGAGUCGCAUCUACCCCAAGGGGGGGCGAGUGGAUUCCAGUAAUUACAUGCCGCAGAUUUUCUGGAACGCCGGCUGCCAGAUGGUCUCCCUGAACUAUCAG
Staurois parvus is the source of this 1901-nucleotide messenger RNA. NCBI's taxonomy places the organism in Eukaryota, Metazoa, Chordata, Amphibia, Anura, Ranidae. The record is from the annotation of a GenBank genome assembly.